AUGGCGGGAAACGGAACAACUCAAAUGGGCCGUGGACUCUUCAGAGCCCGCAAGGUGAUGGCUGCGUGCCUUGGCGGUGUUUUGCUGUUUUGUAGUGGACACGCUUGUGCGGACGAGACUCCCGGACUUUGGCGUGAAAAACUGGAGGAGAAAAUCACUGCGCCGCAGGUGUCUGGCCGCGUUGCCACCUGCACGCUGAACGGCGCAGGUUCCAUGAAUGCAAGCCCCGAGGCUGAGAACAUUGUGAUCUCCAAAGGCAAUCUUACUGCCACGCUGAACUGCAACGGUGAAGGGAACGCUGCAGUACCGUCGAAAGAGGGACACGUAUGCCGCCCAGGCGCUACAACACUACCAAAGUGCGAAACAAACUCCGGACACACAGAGCAGGUUGAACUGGCUAAACUUUUGGGCUCCAGCAGCGUCAUAAACGUCAAGAUCGACAAGAGGCCCGCCGCCACCGAUCAAACGAACGAGAAGUGGACCCUGGAACUUAAAGAUUCACAGCUCCCCCUUUCCGAUAAGUCCUUCUUCGUGGGGUGCCAGAAACCACAACACGAAGCCGACACCACAUGCAAGGUGGAGGUGGUUGUGAAGGCGCGAUCUUCUUCCGUCGACAGCAAUGCCGUCACCUGUGCCUACGGACCGCAAAGCAACGGCGCAACCCCUUUGACGGUGGAGAUGACAGAAGAGACCAACAAACUGGCAGUGGACUGUGGCAAUGAGGGAUCUUUUGCACCUCUCGGUUACACGCAGUUCUGCUCCCCAGAGAGCCAGGAGUUGAAGACCUGCCAGACGAAGGAGUUCUCCGAGAUUUUUCCAACGUUUGCCGACACAUGGUGGCAGAAGGCAGACCAAAUGAAGACUGUCGCUGAGCUCACGAUUCCGAAGACAGACUUCCCUUCUGAGGAGCGCCAGUUCCUGCUGGGUUGCGUUCCGAUGGCGGCAUCUCAAGAGAAUGAGGGAAAAGACACUGUGCGAGAGGCUGCUCGAGGAGCUCUUGCGGGGCUAUCGGAAUGCAAGGUUUUGGUGACUGUCAAAGCAGCGAGUUCGUCUGCCGCUCCAGCCGAUUCUUUACACGUGAUUCUCGCAGGACUUGGAGCUGUAGCGUUACUGCUAGUACGCGGAUGUUAA
Molecule: messenger RNA, 1131 nt
Organism: Besnoitia besnoiti
Lineage: Eukaryota; Apicomplexa; Conoidasida; Eucoccidiorida; Sarcocystidae
Product: SAG-related sequence SRS16E
Exons: 1
Coding region: 1-1131 (376 amino acids)
Cellular component (GO): membrane
Source: RefSeq, a predicted model, not a curated record